AGAAUGACAACAAGUGUAUGCAAUGCUGUACAUGAUUUCAUGUUAAAGGCUCAUUGGGCAUUUUAGCGGCUUGCUGCAUGCGUUGUCGAGACCAUAUCUAUUCUAGACUUGGAGGAGGCGGGUUUCACAACAUCGGGUGUGGCUUCGAAAAGCGCCUUGGUUUUUUUCAGCUCGUGAGUCUAUCUUACCAUCCCCAGCCUUCUCUCUCCACUCAACACAAUUAUCCUCGAUUUGGCCUUCCCUUCGAUCUUCAGUCUCGCAAACAUCGUCAUGGAUAACACAUCUGCACUUGCUGAGGGACAACCUUCUUCCUUAUAUUUUGUGCAAAGUCAGAUAUUCAAUAAUAGUAGGAAUACGACAGCACUCAAGACCAUAAUUGCCCCCUCGUUUGUAGCCAGUCCCGAGCUGAGGGGUACUUUGACGAUCCUAUGGAGCUGUAUCAUUACUCUAAUAGCAUGUAUUUACACGGCACUACACCUAAACGUCCCAGGAGAAACUGGUAAAUUCAAAGCUUUGGCGACAAAGGGGAAAUGGGUACUCAUAGGCCUUAUUGCGCCCGAGGUUGUGUUAUACCUUGCUUGCUCUCAGUUCCUCGAGGCUCGCCGUCUUGCAAAUGAACUUAAUCGCAUUGCUCUUGAAAGAGGAGAAGAGAAAUUGGCCAACAAUUCCGCGUUUGACAUCAAGUACGGAUUUUUCGUUGUCAUGGGUGGCCUGGAGAUCUCCGCGAAAGACAUUGUUCGCAGUACCUGGAGAGACUCGCCAAGGGGAACUCUAGGCUCAGGGUCUUUGAGAUUGACGCCGAAUGGAGUCUUGCAACUUGCUUCACUGGGCUACUUUGUGCCUGUUCCACGAUCCAAAAUUGACGAUAAGAGUAAGGCCGACGUGGUGCAGAAGUGUCUUGUCAUGAUGCAAGUCGUCUGGAUGGCAACUCAGUGUAUUGUUCGGAAGGUUUAUGGUCUUCCUCUCUCACUUCUCGAAGUCCACACUAUGGUGCAUGUUUUUUGCGCACUUCUCAUGUAUCUGUUCUGGAUGGAGAAGCCACUUGAUAUGCAUGAUCCGGAAGUCGUCAACUCGGAAGAAUAUGAGGAUAUCGUAGCUCUAAUGAUCCAAGAGCAAUUUCACGACAAAGAAAGUGACGAGAUCAUCAUAUAUCCUAAGAGUCACAAUGUCCGAACUCGCCCACCUGCUAUCAAAUGGAUUCACUCAAGCAACGCAGAAAAGCUGUAUGUGACAGCCGAAAACGGCAAAGUCAAAGCCGUCAAAUAUGUGCCCAUGGAGAUAGACCAAAAGCAACCGACUAUGCUAUUGAACGUUGGCGAAGCUCUCGACUGUGGAGUAAGUCUUGUUUCCCGAAUGUCUUCUUUCGAGAGAGAGGAAUUCCGGGAACGUGUUGUACGUCAAGGCUAUGAGUAUUUAUCUACGGACGACAGAGAGCGCUGGGAACUGAAAAUCUGGUACUCCGAACCAACUCUCCCCUCUUGCGAAUUGCAAAGGCCGGAUAUCACCAGACUCGAGAGAGUGGUUGCAGCGAUCGAGAGAAUAGACGGCCCAGUACACAAAGCAGAGCUACUCCACCCAGAGCACCGCGAGCCACGAUUCGCUAAGGAGCACUAUCACGAGUCAUUCAGUCGGUCGGCUGGAAAUAUCCAGUAUACUGGAGAAAGUCAAAUGGACCCAGAAGAUAUCGUCAUGUUUAUUUUCAACAGCAAGGUCCUCCUUGUGUUGCUUCUAGCCUUACCGGCCGUCUAUGGGGGCAUUCAUUUCAUUGUUUCCAAUUUCGACUUCCCUUCUCCUCUCGAGAGAUUUUUGUGGAGAAUAGCCGCCAUAGAUAUUGUGGCCACAAUGCCCGUCUUCUUUGCUCUGACUUGGAUAGGUCACUUUCUCUCUGGCUGCUUUGGCGAAGAUGAUGAGGGUGAUUGUCUGUGUUCUGUAAGCUAUAAGUUUCCGGGUCAUGUUUUACUGUUUGGGUAUAUAUUGUGCCGUUUGUAUAUCGUUAUCGAGUCAUUUGUCAGUUUGCGCUACCUUCCGAUAGGUGUAUUUUGGACACCUUCAUGGAUCCAAAUGAUACCGCACAUAUGAAUAGAAUAUUUUUGUCGAAUUGAACCAUCAAAGCAAUA
Molecule: messenger RNA, 2117 nt
Organism: Mollisia scopiformis
Lineage: Eukaryota; Fungi; Ascomycota; Leotiomycetes; Helotiales; Mollisiaceae
Exons: 4
Coding region: 271-2079 (602 amino acids)
Source: RefSeq, a predicted model, not a curated record